Leishmania major strain Friedlin is the source of this 3606-nucleotide messenger RNA. RefSeq lists its product as hypothetical. Lineage: Eukaryota; Euglenozoa; Kinetoplastea; Trypanosomatida; Trypanosomatidae. The transcript has a single exon. The coding region runs from base 1 to 3606 and encodes 1201 amino acids. The record is from RefSeq and is a predicted model, not a curated record.
AUGUCGCAGCGCCAUAACAGAGCCGUCGUGUCCGGUCAACUGGCACAGAUGCCUUGGGACGCUAAUGGGCUCGCCGAUGACGACAACGACGAACUCCGCACGGUGCUGGAAGACGCACGGACGGUGCAGGCAGGCCAUCUUGGGAAGAGCCGGCCCACUGCAGGACCGUCGCUCUCCAGGUUUCCCGUCGGCCCCUCGCCGCACGGCGACGGUCAUGACCACAUUCGAUCCCGCGACAACGCGGAAGCUGACCUGUGCGAGACUAGGCAAGCGCAGGAACUCGGGGACGACUUCUUCGCCCUCUACACGUCGCAGGCCGACGCUGUGUCGCCUAAUGACCGCAGUGGUCGCGGUGGUGCGACGCCCUCGUCCGCCAACGCGUCUGCGACGGUCGCCGGCUCCCACGGCGACGACGACGACGAUGCUGCCUCUCCCAACGACCAGGAAAAUGAAGGGGCUGACCGCGACAACGACGUAGAUGUGCCUGGCGAGGUGCGGGUGGGUCGAGCCGAUGACCACCACGCGCAGCAGUCGCAGUACGUGCCGGAGUGCACCGAGGACUUGGAGGAGGAAGACAGCAUCGCCGACUCGAGCGAGUCGCCGGUGGUAUCAGAGCAGCCGGUGGAAGGGUUCAGGAGCGAGGCUCAACAGCCGCCAAGCCGCUCAGACAGCGCACCAGCAACAGAGAGGCCAUGGCAGCCGGAGUGCUGGCCCCACCCUCACCCGCCCCCCUUCGCCGCACUUCCGCGUCCGCGUCAGACGCGCGUGACUUUCCACACACAACGCUACGGCGCCUUCAUCAAGGCUUACCUUGGCCUCUCCGACGCUGAGGUGGAGCAGGCGCAGCGACGCGGGCGGGGCAUCUGCAUGAUUGGAGUUCGCAAGGCGCCCCCAUCGAGCUCGCACCUCGCCGCAAGCGCCUCCUACGCUACCCCUUUCUCCCCACCCUCGUCAUCAUCGGCGGCAGGGGCGGCAACCGGCUAUACCUUCCAACCCAUGCACCGCCGCCACUCGCACCAUGGCUUUGGCGAGCCCGUGAAAGUUCAGCGGACAUUUCUGCGGCACUCCGUGCUGGCGGUGGAGGGCGAUGCCGUGUUCAGCGAGCUGAUUGACCGGGCCGAGGUGCUGUAUGCCGUCGAGCAGCACCGACUUGAUGCGGCGUGGAAGACGCACGCACACGACCCCGGCGCGGCAGGGGAGGACGCGGCGGCAGCGUCCGCAACGGCGGUGGCUGGCACACCAGCACAGCCUCCGCUGUACCCGCAGUUCCGCAAGCUGCCGCGCGUGACGGAGCCGUACCUGCGCCCCAACGCGCGUUGCAUUGCCCUCCACUACGGUCUGCCGGACAGGGCAGCCUCGGAUAGUAGCGACGGCAGCGCUGGAAGGAUGGCCACGGACACGGCGGCCGUGCAGCCGAAGGAAGGCGAAGGUGAAGAAAGGAAGCCACGCACGCAUCGCACGUCUAGUACACCAGCGCCUCCAAACCCGUACCCCCGGGCGUCGUUGAUGGCUGUGGUGUGUACCACGCGGCUGGAGGAGGGCGAGGAGAUCUACGUAUCGCUGGAGUCGUACUACCGCUGCCUUGACGAGGUCUCGUGGUACCGGCGCUGCUACAGCGAGUUAAACAAGAGGUGCGGGUGCCCUGAUGGUGUCCUGACUCCGUGCACUGCCGCCGCCGAGGGCGGCGGUGGUAUGAAGGAGGCCACUGCUGGCCAAGACGACCUGAUCGGUAACGUGUACACGGGUGUCAGACGCUUCCCUGAGUGGCCGGCCGACCUGGCCUACUACCACGGCGUGGGACGGCGGCAUGCGAGCCGCGUCGCGGAGGCUGCCUUUCCUUUCACGCUGGUCUCCCUCGCCCCGGCGCCGGAGCUGGGAGAUGAUCAGAAGGGCGUUGUCGCCUCCGCCUGGCUACCCUACGGCACGUGUCUGUUGUACUGUGGCCCCGCCGUAGCGACGCGCAAGGUGGAGCGGCUCGUUAGCGAGCGUGCGUUGCGCGGUGACAGUGCAGUGGCCCGCACCACGACCACCGCCCAGUAUGAGGCACAGACACACCCAGGAGGGGAGGAGGACGAUCUAUCCUUCGUCACGGACGACACCUACGCGCUGGGGCUCGGGCGCCACGGCGUGUGCUUCGGCCAGGGACUCACCCGCUACAUCAAUCACCGCUACAACACAUCCCGUUUUGGCAACGUGGAGCUGUGCUCGGUGAUACUGUCUGUGCCCAGCGAAUUCGCCAGCGCGCAUGGGACGGCGGCGGCCCCUGCUGGUGGCCCGGAAGAGCUGAAGAGCGCGAGUGAGCGGGCUACCACAAAGUCCGCUGGCGUGGACGCAUCGUCGUCCCUGACAGCCGAGGAGCGUGUGCAGGUGGCGCGUGCCGCAACCGCGAAGCGGCCCUGCCAUCGACGUCGCGUGCAGAGGGCUAAGAAGGGGCCGCCUCCCCCCGUUGCGGUGGCCAGUGGCGCUGCCGCCGUGCCUGCCGCUGCGGUGGGCGACCGUCUCGCCGCCCUAUACGCGAAGCCCAAGCGACGCCCGCCGCGCCGCCGCGCGCCGUGUCUUUUCCUCGAAGAGCGCAGUUUCUUCGUGACGGUGCCCUUCUUCCUGGUUACCACCGACAUCCCGCCCGGCACGUCGCUGCUCGCGUGGACCUACGGCGAGGACUACGACGCUAAGCUGGAGCGACAGGCCGUGGCGGAUGGCCACGUGGUACCCUACGCCGAUGCCGUGCUGCUCAACCGCCGCCUUGCAGCGUCACCGGCUGCCGAUUGUCGGCUCCAGCGCUACAACGGCGAUUAUCGCUUUGCCGUCGGUGCAGGCGAUGUCGUGUGGCGCCGGCGGCCCGUGCGCCUGGGAAUCCCGUCCUCCCCUGUCGACUGCGCGGGCGGCCACGACAUCGUCGAUGUGUGCGUGCCGCCGCCGGAGGAGGACCUCUUCGUCGUCGUGCAGACGCUGCGGUCGAGUGUCGAGCGGGUCCUCCUGCGGCCGCUGGAGCGCGUCCCGCUCACGAGUCGGCAGCUGGGCACCCUCUUGAGGGAGCAGCACCUAGACGACUACGUGUCCCCACACGCCCCGAGUAACGCACGGCUGGGUCCGCAGAAGGGGCGGCGCCGAGUCGGUCGCCCGCCGUCGGCGAACUCGAAGCGGCAGCGAGCGGCAGCGCUCACCCACGACUGGGCGGCGCACUGGGCGGUGUUUCGGCUGACGGACAUCAGCGCCUUGGCACCCGCACCCUUCGCUGGGACGUCAUCCUGCCUCACACUGCACGCCCUCGCCCGCUACGAGGAGGCGCUGCGAACGUGCGUCGUGGCAACGACCGAUUCCGUGGGACUGCUGCUCAUGGACAUCGACUACAGCGCCGUGCACCGCACCCGAGACACCGGCGGCGAGAGCGCGGCACACCGUCUCAUCCUCGUGAACCUCGAUGAUCUGCACCACGCCACGUCCCUGGUGCGGACGUCGCCGGGGCGGGCGGCAGCCGUGCCAGCGCUCUGCAACGGUCUUCUGUGGCCCCUGUACUGCAUGGUGCAAAGGCCGCGCGCUGCCGCGGCGGCGGCGUUCAGUGCUGCAGACGAUGUUCUCCGCGCGCGUCCUGGCAGUCGCGUAUGA